GCACAUCAGCUGUGUUCCAGAGGAUAUGGAUGUUGGGUGGACUCUGUUCCCAGCCCUGUAGUGGGAUUGAUAGGAAAUGAGCUCAGGAAAACAUCACAUUUCUCAAAAGGAUCAGAGUUCAUAUGCAGAUUUCCGCUGUGAAGGGGCUGCAAGUAGAUAGUGAAGGGAGAUUUACCUUACAGGAUUACAAGAUCAGCUCCUGUACAUUGCUGAAGAUUGCACAGGGACAUAUAUUAAUAACACUGAUAUCAUUCUUAUUUAUAAUCAUAAAUGAGCAUUGCUGAUUGAUCUGUACUGGAGACAUCAUUGCAAGGACUGGGUUGUUAUCUCAUUGUUGGAGGGACUGGAGUUUUCUCAGAAAGUCGUCUGAACAGUAAGAAGAAAAUGAAAAUGAUGCCCUCCAGACAUAUUGUCAUGGGAGCUGCAAUGAUGCUGGCGCUGUGUGUGGCAACAUUCUGUAUGUAUAGCCUGAAUUACACGUAUAAUUUCGGAGAAAAGACGGACCGCCCACAGAAUUUGGAUGCCUGUUUACAGAAAGUAGACGUCUGCUCACAGAACGUGAAUGACAAGACCGUAGAAUUGGCGCAUUGUGAGAGGAAAAUACAUCUGGAUGAUAUAAAGGGAAGGAAAGCUGGUCUAAACGCCAUUACUCCCUGGCUUGCUCCAAUCAUCUGGGAUGGACUAUAUGAUUUAAACAUUUUAAAUGAACAACACAAGGACACCAGGAUUGGACUGUUUGUAUUUGCUGUCAAAAAGUACAUUGUAUUUCUUGGUCCAUUCCUGGAAUCAGCAGAACGUUUCUUCAUGGUUGGCCACAAUGUUACGUAUUAUGUUUUCACUGACAAAGUUGGUGAUGUAGUUCAAACCAAAAUGGGUGAAGGUCGCAAUCUGCAGUUGCAUGAAGUGUCUGCUGACAAGCGAUGGCAAGAUGUGUCCAUGCGACGAAUGGAAAUCCUGACCGCCAUGACAAAGGAGCGGAUGCCAAAUGAGAUUGACUACUUGGUAUGUGCUGAUGUGGACAUGGUCUUUAAUGACCAUAUGGGAGUGGAAAUCCUUAGUGAACGAUUCGCCACGCUGCAUCCAGUAUUUUUCCUUUCUGAUCUCCAAGCAUUUACAUACGAGCGGCGGCCCAUUUCUGCAGCAUAUGUACCCUUUGGUAAAGGGGACUUCUAUUACAUGGCAGCAUUAUAUGGUGGGAAGGUGGAAGAAAUUCACAAGCUUAGCACAGCUUGCCAGAAUGGGAUCAAGGAGGACAAGAAAAAGAACAUUGAAGCCAUUUGGCAAGAGGAGUCCCAUCUCAACAGAUAUUUGGUAUACAAUAAACCUACCAAAGUACUUUCCCCAGAAUAUAUUUGGGACACAGAUUUGCCCAAUGGUGAAUUAAUAAAAAGGAGGAGAUUCUUAGCAGUACAUAAAAACCAUGAGGAAGUAAGAAACUAAAAUGUUCUGAUCAAUUCACAAGUAUAAUAAUUUAUUACCAUUCUCCAAAAUGAGAAUGAGGACCUUGGGGAUCAAGGGACAUCGCCUUUUUGUAUUCGUGAUAAUUCACAGUUCACUUUGAUCAUAAAGUAAUAUGUUGUUUUUUUUUGUUGUUUUUUUAUGUGGAAAUGUGGAAUUGUUUUUGCAGAUUGUAGCAGGAUAAAACUGAUCUCUGCCAAAUAAAAUGUAUUGGAUAGUU
Molecule: messenger RNA, 1678 nt
Organism: Rana temporaria (common frog)
Lineage: Eukaryota; Metazoa; Chordata; Amphibia; Anura; Ranidae
Product: histo-blood group ABO system transferase 2-like
Exons: 5
Coding region: 385-1440 (351 amino acids)
Biological process (GO): carbohydrate metabolic process
Cellular component (GO): membrane; vesicle; Golgi apparatus
Molecular function (GO): hexosyltransferase activity
Source: RefSeq, a predicted model, not a curated record